Molecule: messenger RNA, 1272 nt
Organism: Aspergillus terreus NIH2624
Lineage: Eukaryota; Fungi; Ascomycota; Eurotiomycetes; Eurotiales; Aspergillaceae
Product: pepsin-like aspartic protease
Exons: 1
Coding region: 1-1272 (423 amino acids)
Biological process (GO): proteolysis
Molecular function (GO): aspartic-type endopeptidase activity
Source: RefSeq, a predicted model, not a curated record
AUGUGGCUGUCCGUUGCGCUUCUCACCCUUCUGGACGGGGCGUUGGCUGCCCCCGCCAGGCAGCACUCGGGGGCCUUUGACAUGCCUUUGACGUGGACUCCCUUUGGCUUCACCACCGACGCAAUCCAGAUCGGAACUCCCCCUCAACCACUCGUCUGCUUCGUUGACUGGACUUGGAUCGGCCAAUAUGCCUUCACUCCACGUUGCCAUGGCGGUUCGCAAGGCACCUAUGCCUGUCUCCAACACGGCCAGCCUCUGUACAACGAGACGGAGUCGCGGACAUUCGCCAACCAAUCCGUUCUCUAUCCCGAGAGGACCUGGAACCCAAACCACUUCUUCUUCUACAACGACCUCUCCGUCGGCUUUGGCUCCGACAUCGAGCGUGUCGGCCCAGACCACCAGGCGAGAGUGACCCUUCAGCUGGCGGAUAUGCACUUCCAGCUGGACAUGGUGUAUCCAUUUGGCGGGGUGUACGGCCUCUCCCCAGUAUUCAAGAGCGACAACGCGUCCACACAAUCGCCCUUUUACCAGAUGUGGCAGCAGGGCGUCUACCGCUCACCCCUGGUGUCGUUCGUGUACUGCCAUAACAGCACAUUCGACCAGCCGACUCCUCGUCGCGAGCUCUGCCACGGCAAGGAUGGACUGCAGACCCUUGGCGGCCCGUCGCCGGUUCUCAGUCUCUCCGACAAGAACAACAGCAGCCCGAUCCUGUGGUAUGACAACAUCGUCUUCCCGCCCGUCAACGAAAUCGAGUUCGUCUACCAGCCUGCGGUUUACAACUACUGGGCUCUCCGUCUGACGCGGCACCUUAUCGGCGACGAGGAGCAAGCCCUCAACACCUCCAUCGGCGGAAAUCCCGGCGCCAUCUUCGACCAUGCCAGCUACGGCCGCGGUGUUCCCAUGUCCGAGAACAGUUACCGUCGUCUGAUUGAGAUCACUGGCGGACGGCCGGUGGUGCUCGAUGCGAACGUUGCUCCUAACAAUGGAAAUCAGUCCUUUGUCUCUGUGGACUGUGAGAAGGUAUCAUCCUUUCCAAAUGUCAAGUAUGUCUUUGAGGGCCACGAUCGCGUGUGGGAGGUGACCCCGGCGAACUAUGUCGAGCGGCGUGAGGUAGAUGGAAAGGAAGUUUGUGUCUUGAAUGUGAGAACUCUGGGCGAGGGCGACUGGAUUAUUGGCAACUUUGGAGAGACCUUUGCGAAAGAUAAGGUGGUUUUGUUCGAUUUUGACAAGUUGAGAGUUGGGUUGGCGGAUGUUCCUGCGGCGGCUUAUUGA